AUGGAAGUUCUUCUCGCUUUGAUGGUGUGUUUUGCGACACCUUCGCUUAUCCAAGGUAAAGUUUUCACUUCAAUAUUUUCUCUUUAUUCCAUUGAGAUUAUUAUUAUCUUUUUCUAAGGUAGAAAGAAACCAAGGCUAAAACAUAGAAAAUAAAAAGUUAAUACUUUUCUGGGUGAAUUUUUCACUUCAGCUUUUCCCUUUUUUUAUUUUCUCUAAUUAUCUUCGUUUUUUAACAAACCAGUGCUAAAACAUAGUCAUGAAAAUCAAAAAUUAAAAUUAAUUAACAUCUUUAAAAGUAUUUUAGAUAAAUCUCAAAGGAGUUGUUUUGUUCUUAAUGAGCUUCAACAUAAAUGCAAUAAAACGAUGCCGGAUACUUGAAUCGGAUUGUGGAUUCUAUAAGAAUGCGUGGGCGCACUUUAUUUUCUACCACCGCUUCAGACUGUCACAUGAAAAAAAAAUCCUGCAAGCGAUUGCGUGUAAACAAAUUUCCAUAGUUUGAUCUUUCAAUGAUUUAUCACUUGGAAAAUAUACGAUUUCUAUUCUUGUUUAACAGGGUGUGGCAGCAAACCUUUUGGAUCACGCAUUGUAGGGGGAGAAGAGGCACGUCCUAAUUCCUGGCCGUGGCAGUUAUCCCUUCGAGUAUAUGGAAGCCACAUAUGCGGCGCCUCCCUGCUGAAUCAGCACUGGGCUUUAACUGCCGCACAUUGUGUUGAUCGGAGCAGUGACCCCAAUCGGUACUCGCUUGUUCUGGGUAAGUCAAUGAGUUUGAAAUAAAAUCUUUCUUUCUAGUGCAUUUUAAUAAAUUCAUGCAGGCGUGGGUGAAAUUCAUAUGGUUUCAUUACAACUCUUGGACAUACAGACAUUCAUCCCUAACCCUUCCCCCUCCCCGUUUGUUAUUGUGGUAAAGGGUGCUGCUUACUUUACUACACCCCCCGCCCCUCUGCUCUGAUAGUGGGAUUGGCGCUGCUAGGGACUUAUGACCUGGAUAAAUAUUUUUUCGAACUCUCUACGACUCUCUCGAACGGUAUUGGCACCACAACAAGUGACCUCGUUGAGGGGUUACCAAUAUUGAUAGAAGAUCCUCAUUAACGAAAAAGACUUGAUCACAUUAAAUAUCACUUAUAUACGACACAGAGUAAACAUAAUAGUAGCGUAUCGAUACCCGUUAUGAGUUAAAAGGCGAGUCCCCUCCUAUACUGAAUCUCAGUUUAAUAAUUGACACAGGUGCUCAUGGAAGAAAAAGUGACGGUGAGGUGUACAAGGUGAGCCGUGUAAUCAAACAUCCUGAUUUCAGUAUGAGACAUCUGCGUCACGAUGUAGCUGUGUUACAACUGGCGCGACCAGCAAGUCUUAACAAUACAGUUGGAACCGUCUGUCUGCCUAGCCAUGGGUCACGCGUUGAACUAGGAACAACAUGCUACGUUACAGGUAAAUUAUAUAGCGGGAGAUUGACGCAUUUUUAGUUACAUGGUUAUACACAUUAUCGUAGUACAACUUUAAAAAGCUAAUAUUUCCGUUCAUGGUUUAUACUACAAUCUCAUGUAAUGCUUUUUACGAAACAUUCACGAUAAACGUUUUGCCUUAGUAACAACUAAAGCAUUUUUUAAAUGCGUCAUUUCUUAAACUGAACCUUAAACAAAUUUCUUAAAAUAGGAUAAACAUAAACUCAUGUUUCCUUGUAUUUACUGAGCCCCUUUUUUACUGUCCUCUUUUAUUUUUUGCAAAUAUAUUUUUUUCGACUUCCUCGAUAACAAAUUUACUAGGCGGCCGUAGUGAGGUAACCUCAGAGGAUAACAAGAACAACGGAAGCUGUCCUCCAUUACUAUCUGUUAUGGUUGUUAAAUCAUUAACUUAUGCCUUUUUCUUUGGCGCAUGCUUUUAGGAUGGGGACGAAUCAAUCCAAACAACAACGCCCUCUCUCCCUACCUUAAACAAGCUGAGGCUCCAUUGGCCAGUCACAUUCAGUGCCGUCGGACAAACGGAGGAUUCGUGGACGAAAGUUCCAUGGUUUGUGUAGGGGGACAGGGUAGUAGUGUGUGUAACGGUGACAGUGGAGGGCCCUUGUCGUGUAUGGAAGGUGGCAAGUGGGUAGUACGCGGUGCAGCUUCCUGGGUGACCAGCCGAACAUGUCCUGGAAGCACUUAUUCCGUGUAUGCUCGCGUCAGCUCAUACGUGAACUGGAUCAACAGCUACAUACAAGGUGAGUUAAAU
Messenger RNA from Porites evermanni, 2211 nucleotides. NCBI's taxonomy places the organism in Eukaryota, Metazoa, Cnidaria, Anthozoa, Scleractinia, Poritidae. The record is from the annotation of a GenBank genome assembly.